AUGAUCAUCAAACUCCUACUCAAAAUAAAAGUGCCACAAAGUACGAUUUUUUUAAACAGAACAAUUAAUUGCAAAUCAGCAAAAUUUUCUUCCACCAUUCGAAAUAGCAAUAGCAACCAUUCAACAAACAGAAAUGAUGAAGCGAAAAAGGAAAAUCCUCAAUCAAAAUCAAACUUGGGAAAUAAAACAAAUGACAACAAUCACGAUAUGUGGAACUUUUUAGCCUUUGAAAAAAAUAUAACUUUCUUUUCUGUAAAUUUUUACAUACUCCUUUUUGCUGUCUUGGCUUUGCACCUUUACAACAAAUCGAAUGAAACAAAUAAUAUCACUCAAGUUGACGAAGCCAAGGAACGUGAACGCAGGAAUAUACUUGAAAUGGAAAAUAAAAGAACAAGUUUGAAAAAUUAA
Messenger RNA from Plasmodium gonderi, 408 nucleotides. RefSeq lists its product as hypothetical. The coding region runs from base 1 to 408 and encodes 135 amino acids. The record is from RefSeq and is a predicted model, not a curated record. Lineage: Eukaryota; Apicomplexa; Aconoidasida; Haemosporida; Plasmodiidae. The transcript has a single exon.